This is a messenger RNA of Ilex paraguariensis (yerba mate), 1824 nucleotides long. NCBI's taxonomy places the organism in Eukaryota, Viridiplantae, Streptophyta, Magnoliopsida, Aquifoliales, Aquifoliaceae. The record is from the annotation of a GenBank genome assembly.
AUGGGGUUUAGGGUUUGGAUAGGUUUCUUUGUAAUUGUUUUCGGUCUAGUUCUGGCCUGUACAAUCUCGGCUUCGGAAAGCGAAGAGUCCCAAUCGAAGGAUUUCGUACUCACUUUAGAUCAUUCGAAUUUCUCUGAAACUAUUGGGAAGCACAAUUUCGUCGUGGUCGAGUUCUACGCUCCAUGGUGUGGUCACUGCAAGAAACUUGCUCCCGAGUAUGAGAAAGCUGCAUCUACAUUGAGUAGUCAUGAUCCUCCUGUUAUUCUGGCAAAGGUAGAUGCCAAUGAAGAGAAAAACAAAGGUCUUGCAAGUGAAUAUGAGAUUAAAGGUUUCCCCACAAUUAAGAUCAUCAGAAAUGGAGGGAAGAAUAUUCAAGAUUUCAAAGGUCCUCGUGAUGCAGAUGGUAUUGUUGAUUAUUUGAAAAAACAAAGUGGGCCUGCAUCUGUGGAGUUGAAAUCUGUGGAAGAUGCCAGUGGUCUUAUUGAUGACAAAAAAGUUGUUAUUGUUGGAAUAUUCCCAGAAUUCUCUGGAGAGAAGUUUGAAAAUUAUACAGCCCUUGCUGAGAAAUUGCGUUCUGACUACGAGUUUGGUCAUACUCUGGAUGCAAAACUUCUACCGCUUGGGGACUCAUCUGUGUCUGGGCCUACAGUUAGGCUGUUCAAACCAUUUGAUGAACGUUUUCUAGAUUGCCAGGAUUUCGAUGUGGAUGCUUUAGAGAAGUUUGUUGAAGAAGGGAGUAUUCCUGUUGUUACUAUCUUUAACAAAGACCCUAGCAACCAUCCCUUUAUCAUCAAAUUCUUCAACAGCCCUGAUGCAAAGGCCAUGUUGUUUCUAAACUUCGGCAGUGAGCUUGUUGAUACCUUCAAAUCAAAAUAUCAUGAAGUUGCUGAGCAGUACAAAGGAAAGGGCGUAAAUUUUCUGAUGGGUGAUGUUGAGGCUAGUCAAGGUGCUUUCCAGUAUUUUGGACUUAAAGACGACCAGGUGCCUCUCAUCAUUAUUCAGACCAAUGAUGGCCAGAAGUAUCUCAAACCAAAUAUAGAGCCUGAUCAUAUUGCAUCAUGGGUGAAAGAAUACAUGGAUGGCAACGUGCCACCAUUCAAAAAGUCUGAGCCUAUACCUGAGACCAACACGGAACCUGUUAAGGUGGUGGUCGCUGACAGCCUUCAGGACAUGGUUUUAAGCUCUGGGAAAAAUGUUCUAUUAGAAUUUUAUGCUCCUUGGUGUGGACACUGCAAGAAGUUGGCUCCAAUCUUGGACGACGUUGCUGUUUCUUUUGAAAAUGAUGACGAUGUUUUGAUUGCCAAAAUUGAUGCUACUGCAAAUGAUAUUCCAACUGGAACUUUUGACGUCAAAGGUUAUCCAACUUUGUACUUCAAGUCAGCAAGUGGAAAUCUGUCGCAGUAUGAAGGGGACAGGACCAAGGAGGAUAUCAUUGAUUUUAUUCAAAAGAACCGGGAUAAAACUGCCCAGCAAGAAUCCAAGAAAGACGAGCUUUAAUGGAGGGAGGGAGCACUAGCUCAGUCUUGAAGAUGAUGUGGGGUGCGAGCACUAUGGGAGACAUUUGGCGGCUUUUACCUGAAAAUGUUAGCAAGAAAACAAGCGCUGAUCUUUCUUCAUCUUAUCCUCCUCAUUCCCUUCUCUUGUUGAGUUUUAUUUGGGGUUCUAUAACUUUAUAAAGUUUAGGAGGUUCUUUUGGAAUGUGUAGGUGCCCUAAAUUUCAGUUUGGGGUGUAGUAUAUAGUUCACAAUCGAACAAUUUUGGGGCUAUAAAAAUUGUCUUACAUUUAGUUAAAAUGCCUGUUCUGAGAAAAGAUGCUCUCUCUCU